GGCGCCGCGCGCCGCGGCCGGGUAUAUAACGCAGCGCCGGCCGGCCGCCUUACAGUCCCCGUUGUGUUGCAGACGUCGCCGCUCCUGUUUCUCGCUCCACUUGACCUCAACCCUCACGAUGAUCGCCAAGUUCCUCGUACUCGUCGCCUGUUUGGCUUUGGCGCACGCGGGCGUUGCGAAGCGUGAGACGAACGCACUGGACGACAUCCAGAAGCAUGCGACGGAGAUCCAGAAGACGUUCUCGGAGCAGCUGAACGCGCUCGUCAACUCCAAGAACACGCAGGAGGUCAACACCGCGCUCAAAGAGGGCUCCGACACUGUGCUGCAGCAGCUCUCUGUCCUUUCUGCUUCGCUGCAAUCGGCGUUGAGCGAUGCGACUGGUAAGGCCAAGGAGGCGCUCGAGAGCGCGCGCGCCAACGUGCAGAAGAGCGCCGACGAGCUGCGCAAGGCGCACCCCGAGGUGGAGCAGCAGGCCGUCCAGCUCAAGGAGAAGCUACAGGCCGCCGUCUCCAACGCGGUGCAGGAAACCCAGAAGCUGGCUAAAGAGGUGUCGUCCAACGUGGAAGAGACCAACAAGAAGUUGGAGCCCAAGGUGAAGCAGGCCUACGACGACCUGGUGAAGAACGUGCAGGAGGUUCAGAAGAAGCUGCACGAAGCCGCCAACAAGCAGUAGACGCUUCACUUCCACGUCGCUAGUCAGCUCAGUAAAUUAAUAUAAACAAUAAACAUGGCUCGCCACACA
Plodia interpunctella (Indianmeal moth) is the source of this 742-nucleotide messenger RNA. Its product is annotated as apolipophorin-3-like. Gene Ontology annotation, biological process: lipid transport. Gene Ontology annotation, molecular function: lipid binding. Gene Ontology annotation, cellular component: extracellular region. The transcript has 4 exons. NCBI's taxonomy places the organism in Eukaryota, Metazoa, Arthropoda, Insecta, Lepidoptera, Pyralidae. The record is from RefSeq and is a predicted model, not a curated record. Bases 119 to 673 code for a protein of 184 amino acids.